ACGUCAUUCAGACGCGACAGUUUCCGCACGCACGCGAGGAAUAGACGUGAAUGCAGAGAUGAAGAGGAAAGAGGAAGAGGAGAUGAAGACUGGGGAAGAGGAGGAGGAAGAGCAACAGGAGGAAGAAAUCAGAGAGGAGCAACCAGUUUCUGCUGUUGGAAAAGAUGAAGAUGAUGAUGACGUACAGACGAACACAGACCCAGUGGGGGAUGGAGGUAAUGGUGGGAAGAAGAAGAAGAUUACUUCCUGUCAAGACAGGAAGUGUAUUCCAGGUAUCAUCUACCUCGGUCACAUCCCUCCAAAGCUCCGCCCCAAACACCUGAGGAACCUGCUGUCUGUGUACGGAGAGAUAGGACGAGUAUUCCUGCAGCCUGAAGACCGUCAGGUGAGGAGGAAUAAGAAGAAAUCUGGGUUGAGGAGAUGUGACUUCACUGAAGGAUGGGUGGAGUUCAGAGACAAACGAGUGGCCAAGAAGUUAGCAGUUUCCCUCCACAACACACCUAUGGGAACUAGGAAGACGCAGCGCUUCUCUGCUGACCUCUGGAACAUCAAGUACCUGCACAGGUUCCAGUGGACUCACCUGAGUGAGCGGCUGGCCUACGAGCAGACGGUGCUGCAGCAGCGACUACGGACCGAGGUUUCUCAGGCGAAGCGGGAAACCACCUUCUAUCUGAAUAAUGUGGAGAAAGCCACUCGCAUGGACAAGCUUAGGAGGAAGAGGCAGAGAGAUGGAGAACAGGUGGAAGAGAAGACAUGGGAGUUCACCCAGCAUCCAACAGAAGAGGAGAUUCAGACAAAGAAGAAGAAGAAGAAGAAGAAAGACUCCAUUACUCACAAUCAGCCUGGCAAGGCCCACAUCAUAGGACAGAAAAGCCAAUCAAACGUGUUACUAUUGGCCAAGAUUUUCAACUCCAACCAGUCGGAGUGAGAUAGGAACUUCUGGCUGUUUCACAGAAACAAUAAGCAGAUUUGAUAUUCAGGCUCCUUUUCUGACCAAACAGAGUAGGAGUCGCAAACAACAUCCAGCAGUUACCUGCUGCACCUGCAACUGGACUGUGCAGUUUUCCAGAUGGUUUUAGAGCUCUCCUUGGUUUUAAGGAACCCAGAUGAAUAAUGGGGGUUUAUGUUAUUAUACUCAAUCACUUCUGUAUGUCUGCUAUAGCUGGAGAACUCUGCGCUGGAACCGCUACUGUGUCCUGACGAGCACCAAGGGACACUGAAAGUCAGUCAGAUUUGGGGUGCUGAGGGAAAAAUGUGUAAUGUUGUUAAAUUGUGAAGUGCAUCAAUGAAUUUCAUCUGAAAUAAAGUGGACAUGACUGGUCCACUUACUAGUAUUGGUUAGUUGCUGCUUCCGACUUGUACUUCUUUGUCAUUUUCAAAUCAGAAAGAAAUAUUACUGUAACAUCAGUAAAGCUGAUAAAUAUCUAUCAGCUUCAUUUUCCCUCCUCACAUCAGAGCUAGAUAGAGGCAGUAAACUAAAGGACGGGAGACUGGUGGGGGAGCAACUACGAGACGGGUCCUGUACAUAGCUAUGUAGCUAUUUCAUAGAUGCAUAAUUCACCAUUUAGACUUAAACGGCUUGAAACAGUGAUGUUCAGAUGUUCGUAGGCCUCUUUUAUUUCAAGACUUUAAAAUCAGGCCUUUAAAUCCUUCAAAGGUUGAGUUAUCGAUGUUCUCCAUCUGUGCCCGAAUUUUUUCUUGGUUUUCUUCAAUAAAUACUUUUCCAGUU
Molecule: messenger RNA, 1729 nt
Organism: Cololabis saira (Pacific saury)
Lineage: Eukaryota; Metazoa; Chordata; Actinopteri; Beloniformes; Belonidae
Gene: abt1
Product: activator of basal transcription 1
Exons: 5
Coding region: 59-928 (289 amino acids)
Biological process (GO): endonucleolytic cleavage to generate mature 5'-end of SSU-rRNA from (SSU-rRNA, 5.8S rRNA, LSU-rRNA); endonucleolytic cleavage in 5'-ETS of tricistronic rRNA transcript (SSU-rRNA, 5.8S rRNA, LSU-rRNA); endonucleolytic cleavage in ITS1 to separate SSU-rRNA from 5.8S rRNA and LSU-rRNA from tricistronic rRNA transcript (SSU-rRNA, 5.8S rRNA, LSU-rRNA)
Cellular component (GO): nucleolus
Molecular function (GO): RNA binding
Source: RefSeq, a predicted model, not a curated record